CCUCUAGAUGACCAUCGAGGCAAUUUGACUGCUGCAAACCGUUCAGAAGCAGCAACUGCAGACUGAUUUGAGCUAGCUCUGUAGCUACCUGCUAUCAUAUCCACCCCAGUUAGGGGUUUUAUCGGUCACUGUUUUGCUAGCUUGCGUUAGGCUGGCUUCACUGGCUAAACAUGCAGAAAUAUGAGAAGCUUGAAAAAAUUGGAGAGGGUACAUAUGGGACCGUUUUCAAGGCUAAAAACAGAGAAACCCACGAAAUUGUGGCUUUGAAAAGGGUCAGACUGGACGAUGACGACGAGGGGGUGCCGAGCUCUGCCUUGAGAGAAAUCUGUCUUCUAAAGGAAUUAAAGCAUAAAAAUAUUGUCAGACUACACGACGUGUUGCACAGUGACAAGAAAUUAACCCUGGUUUUUGAAUAUUGUGAUCAGGAUUUGAAGAAGUAUUUUGACAGUUGCAAUGGGGAUCUAGAUCCAGAAACUGUGAAGUCUUUUAUGUACCAGCUGUUGAAAGGCCUUGCUUUCUGUCACAGUCGAAACGUGCUUCAUAGAGAUUUGAAGCCCCAGAAUCUCCUCAUCAAUAGAAAUGGGGAAUUGAAGCUUGCUGAUUUCGGGCUGGCUCGAGCUUUUGGCAUUCCUGUGAGGUGUUACUCAGCAGAGGUGGUGACACUAUGGUACCGACCUCCAGAUGUGCUGUUUGGUGCUAAACUUUAUUCUACAUCUAUUGACAUGUGGUCAGCUGGAUGCAUAUUUGCAGAGCUGGCCAAUGCUGGACGGCCUUUAUUCCCUGGCAACGAUGUGGACGACCAGUUGAAAAGAAUCUUCAGAUUGUUGGGUACACCAACUGAGGAACAGUGGCAAACAAUGACAAAACUUCCAGAUUACAAGCCAUACCCCAUGUAUCCUGCCACCACCUCACUGGUGAAUGUGGUUCCUAAACUAAGCAGCACUGGACGAGAUUUAUUGCAGAACCUGUUGAAAUGUAAUCCUGUCCAGAGGAUCUCUGCAGAAGAGGCCUUGCAGCAUCCUUACUUUGCCGAUUUCUGCCCACCCUAAAUGCUAAAUUGCCUCUCACUGAGCCACAGCCGCAAGAAUCAAUCAUCCCUAACCCUGUUGGGUCAUUAGGAGCCAUCCCAACAAGGAAAAUCCCUCUCUGGGUUUCAAACACUCCCCUGCAGUUCAUUUUGUUGUGCCUCUGUGUGGAACAAAGCCCCAGCGGCUCUGCUAUUGUUUUGGUUAUUUUAAGUUAAAAGCUAGUUUAAUUUGCUGUAUAGACUCCUCCCAGUUAAUUAGCACCAAUGUGAGUGACUUUAUGUCAGUGUAUUCUUUCUUUCUUUUUUUGUCUUAUGCUGUUGUAGUUUAGACUUUAAGUUUUUUUUUUUUUUUUGGCAAAUGAGAUUUGCCCUUACAGUCUGUGGUCACCUCAUUUAUUAACUUAAUUUCAGAUGCUUGAGAUUUGAGUGCUUGCACAUAGCGCAUCAGUUCCUCUCACAACCUUUGUAAAGUUACAGUUACUAUUACUGCUGGAUAUUUUGCAAAGUAUGUUUUGGGAAUUGCUUUCACUGAUGCACGCUUUGACAUCUGUAAACAAAUACAGGUGUUUUUUGAUUUUUUUUUAAAUCCCAAAAAAUGUCUAUUCAUGAUCAAAACAUUUCAAGACUUUUGUGAAUCAGGUAUGUGUGAACUAAGUAUGUAUGACAAUAGUAAAAAUGAUCUCAUUAUCUCAUAUAAAUGGUCCAUACUUGUUAGCUGCCAAAUAUGCUGUUGCUGAAAGCUUUGAUUAACAUUAUUUGGUUAUUCACAGAUGCAGAGCAGCUAAUGCCUCAAGUUUUAAUCAGAUAUGGGGUUAGACUAGUUCAUCUGCCAUUUAGUUAGUCAUUUAUUUAAAAACUAAAAAGGCUUAAGUCGGCAUUUCCUAAUUUUUUAUGCUAGUGUUGGCUUUUGUAACAGUUUUCUUGCAGGUUUCCUGGAUGUAAUGAUGUCAUUUGGUAUGUAAUGGGAAAUUUUAACUCCCUUGAAAGAAUUGUGGGAAAAAACAAAAUCAGAUUUGAUUUUUCUCUGAGUAUAAACUGAUCAACAUUCCUAUUGAGGUCAAACGUCCUUCAGAUAAGAACUAGAAGUUCUUCGUCUGAAUGUCUUUUUUUUUUGCUGACUGCUUCCAAGUCACAAAGUUACUUCCAGAAACUAUGCAGAAAACAGUGAAGCCAUUACUGACUUUCCU
This is a messenger RNA of Melanotaenia boesemani (Boeseman's rainbowfish), 2214 nucleotides long. It is a transcript of the gene cdk5, whose product is annotated as cyclin-dependent kinase 5. Gene Ontology annotation, biological process: neuron apoptotic process; protein phosphorylation; axonogenesis. Gene Ontology annotation, molecular function: ATP binding; cyclin-dependent protein serine/threonine kinase activity. The transcript is spliced from 12 exons. Lineage: Eukaryota; Metazoa; Chordata; Actinopteri; Atheriniformes; Melanotaeniidae. Gene Ontology annotation, cellular component: cytoplasm; nucleus. The record is from RefSeq and is a predicted model, not a curated record. The coding region runs from base 171 to 1049 and encodes 292 amino acids.